Messenger RNA from Erinaceus europaeus (western European hedgehog), 11271 nucleotides. It is a transcript of the gene ZNF462, whose product is annotated as zinc finger protein 462. The coding region runs from base 1160 to 8650 and encodes 2496 amino acids. Gene Ontology annotation, cellular component: nucleus. The record is from RefSeq and is a predicted model, not a curated record. Lineage: Eukaryota; Metazoa; Chordata; Mammalia; Eulipotyphla; Erinaceidae. Gene Ontology annotation, biological process: regulation of gene expression. The transcript has 13 exons.
UGAGCUUUUCACUGGAGAUACUCCCAGGGCAAGCUGGAAGGGGAUUAAAAAGCCCCACGUGGUUGCUCUGGGCUUAGACUUGCAACCUCGACUUCCCCAUGGAUGUUCUCUGCAAAGAUUGGCUUUUAGAUGGAGGCGUGUGUGGGACCCUAGGUGGCCGGGACUCCCGCCCGGGGCAGAGCUCAAGGGUGGGCUGGCUCUGAAUGGCCGGUAGGGUCCGCGCACCGCCCCGUUCUCUGUGGUGGUGGCCGGGUGGCUUUGGGGGGGGGGGGGGACGGGAGCGCUCUCGAUUCAGCCGCGGCCCCCCUCUGCUUUCACUGCCUUCCCCGCAGGUCUUUAUUCAUCUCAUCUCCCUCUUCCCCUUCUCCUCCUCCUUUGCCUCCUUCUCUUCCUCUUCCUUCUCCUGCAUCUCCCUGGCUUGGCUCUGUGUUGCUCUGAGUGACAAAGACAAUGUCCCAGCCUUAACUUUGCAGCCUCCUUCUGGGGUUCAGCGGGAGGGGGGGCCAGCGACCGUAGCCCCAUCAUCUAGUUUAUUCUGCUCUUCUCCAGCUCUGGGAUAAUUCUCACCCCCCCCCCCAUUCCCCCUUCCCCAAGCCCUUUCCUCAUUUCUUUCUUUCUUUUUUUUUUUUUCUUCCUCGCUCCUGCGCGUUGUUGUGAUUAGAAAGGCUUCGCGCACCCCCUGGUGCCCCGGCGUUUUGUGUGGCAGAAGAAGAUUGUCUUCCUUCUCUCUUUCUGUCUUGCUUUUCUCUCUCUCCCUCUGGUUGCUCAUUAUUCAGAGAGAGACACAGAGGGAGGGAGAGAGUGAGGGAGCGCGAGGGAGAGGGAGGAGAGGAGAGAGGAGAGAGGGAGGGAGGGAGCGUGAGGGAGAGGGGUAGAGAGAGAGAGAGAGAGAGAGAGAGAGGGAGAGAGACGGAUAUCUCAGGUCAUCUGCAACGGCAGCGAGUCUGAGGAGCCGAGGAAGGCAGGGAAGAUGGCGAUCCUUCUUUGCUGAGACCCGGCAGGAGCACAUGAGACUCCCAGACAACUUCCACCACGAUAACCAGAGCAGGAAGAGGAGAAAGAGAAAGAGGAUAAGGAGGCGGUGGGGCUGCAGAACCCCAAACACCUCCCGGCCCGGGACGUUGCUUCUGUUCCUCAUGUGAGAGAGUAAGUCCAGAUCAUGGAGGUGCUUCAGUGUGAUGGCUGUGACUUCAGAGCCCCCUCUUACGAAGACCUCAAGGCUCACAUUCAGGACGUGCACACGGCCUUUCUGCAGCCAACGGAUGUCGCCGAAGACAAUAUUAAUGAGCCGCGAUUGGGGUCUAUGAACGCCAGUAAUCAGACGGAGGUGGAGUUUUCUUCCAUAAAGGAUGAAUUUGCUAUUGCAGAAGAUUUAUCAGGUCAAAAUGCAACCGCAUUGGGAACUGGGAGUUACUAUGGACACAGUUCAGGAUAUUACAGUCAGCAUAUUGCCCCUAAUCCCAAACCAACCAGCAAGUUUUUCCAGUGCAAGUUCUGUGUACGCUACUUCAGGUCAAAAAACCUCCUCAUCGAACACACCAGGAAGGUCCAUGGAGCUCAAGCUGAAGCGACUUCUGCAGAACCCCCGGUUCCAGGAUCCUUGAACUAUAAUAUAAUGAUGCACGAGGGGUUUGGAAAGGUCUUCUCUUGCCAGUUUUGCACAUACAAGUCACCAAGGAGGGCAAGAAUCAUUAAGCAUCAGAAGAUGUACCACAAAAAUAACUUGAAGGAGGCCUCUGCUGCCCCACCUGCCCCUCCUCCCAUGCCAGACCCCCUGGCUCCACCUGUGUCCUUGCAAGACCCCUGCAAAGAACUGCCGGCAGAAGUGGUAGAGCGCAGCAUAUUAGAAUCCAUGGUCAAGCCUUUGACCAAGUCUCGCGGCAACUUCUGCUGUGAGUGGUGCAGCUAUCAGACUCCCCGCCGAGAACGCUGGUGUGACCACAUGAUGAAGAAACACCGUAGCAUGGUCAAGAUCCUCUCCAGCCUCAGACAAGAAGGAACUACUAAUCUACCUGAUGUGCAGACCAAGACCGACCCCAGCCCUCCUUCUAACUCCAGCUACCUGUCCGUGAAUGCUGCAACCCGCGAGAUGCCCAACGCCAACGUCUCCAGCUUCAGGGGCUCCGUGAGUAACUCCAUCGUGAGACCCAAUUCCUCAGCUUCCAAGUUUUCGCAGAUGUCUUACCCUCAGAUGAAGCCCAAGUCGCUUCAUAAUUCUGGCCUGGUUAAUUUGGCCGAGAGGUCCCGCUACGGCAUGGCUGACAUGACCGCUUCUCCUGCUGACCUGGAGACUAACAGCCUGCUGAAUGACUCUAGUUCUGAUGAAGAAUUAAACGAGAUAGACAGUGAGAACGGCUUGAAUGUCAUGGAUCACCAGAUGGCAGUCCUGGCCGCAGAGCAGCUGAUGGGCUCCGAUGGCAACAAAUUACUAGAGACCAAGGGGAUUCCAUUUAGAAGGUUCAUGAAUAGAUUCCAGUGCCCCUUCUGCCCUUUCCUCACCAUGCAUCGACGCAGCAUCUCCCGUCACAUAGAGAACAUUCACUUGUCCGGAAAGACAGCCGUCUACAAAUGCGACGAGUGUCCCUUUACCUGCAAGAGCUCCCUGAAACUUGGAGCCCACAAACAGUGUCACACGGGUACCGCGUCAGACUGGGAGGCUGUGAAUCCCCAGAGUGAAGGCAUUUCUUCCUCCCUGGGCGAAGGGCUUGUGUCUUACGACAGUUCAAGCAUCAACGGUAGGAAGUCAGCAGUCAUGCUGGAUCCCCUGCCACAGCAGCCGCCGCCGCCACCGCCACUCCCGCCGCCUCCGCCGCCGCCACCCCCGCCUCUGUCUCAGCCGCCAACGCCUCAGCUCCAGCCGUCUCAUCAGGCGGCACCGCAGCCCCAGCCACCCGUCCCAGCCCCACCUCUGCAUCCGUACAAAUGCACCAUGUGUAACUACUCCACCACGACUCUGAAAGGGCUAAGAGUCCAUCAGCAGCACAAACACUCGUUCUGCGACAACCUGCCAAAAUUCGAGGGGCAGCCCUCAAGCCUCCCAUUGGAAAAUGACACGGACGGCCACCCCUCUUCCAGCAACACUGUGAAGAAAAGUCAGACCUCAAUUCUUGGGUUGUCCUCCAAGAAUAAUUUUGUGGCGAAGGCCUCUCGGAAGCUCGCGAAUGACUUUCCUCUUGACUUGUCGCCCGUGAAGAAGAGGACGAGGAUCGAUGAGAUAGCCAGUAACCUGCAGAGCAAAAUCAACCAAACCAAACAGCAGGAAGAUGCGGUCAUCAAUGUCGAGGAUGACGAGGAGGAAGAGGAAGACAACGAAGUGGAGAUAGAGGUUGAGUUGGACAGGGAAGAGGAGCCCGCAGAGCCAGUCCUGGGGGUGUCCGCUUCUUUUGCUGCCCAGCAGAUUUGGGCAAGAGAUGCCGGUGAACCCCCAAAGGAGCCCAGCUUCAGAAACAUCCCCCACGACUACACCACCACCAACGGGGCUGAGAUCGAGCUCACCCUUUCCGAAGAUGAAGAGGAUUACUACGGCUCCUCGACCAACAUGAAAGAUCACCAAGUUCCCAGCGCUGCUCUCCUGAGCGCUCAGACUCCUAUCUAUGGAACUGAGCACAGUACUGAAAACACAGACUUUAGUGACUCUGGAAGGCUUUACUAUUGCAAACACUGUGACUUUAACAACAAAUCUGCCCGGAGUGUCAGCACCCACUACCAGCGCAUGCACCCCUACAUCAAAUUCAGCUUUCGGUACAUCCUGGACCCCAACGAUCACAGCGCAGUGUACAGAUGCUUGGAGUGCUACAUCGACUACAGCAACUUCGAAGAUUUGCAGCAGCAUUAUGGCGAACACCACCCGGAAGCCAUGAAUGUACUCAACUUUGACCAUUCGGAUCUGAUCUACCGGUGUCGGUUUUGUUCCUACACCAGCCCGAAUGUUAGAAGCCUGAUGCCCCAUUACCAAAGAAUGCAUCCCACGGUCAAGAUUAACAACGCCAUGAUAUUUUCCAGCUAUAUGGUAGAGCAACAGGAAGGGCUGAAUGCGGAAUCCCAGACGCUGAGGGAGAUUCUCAAUUCUGCUCCCAAGAACAUGGCGACGUCCACUCCCGUGGCUUGUGGUGGCGGUCUGCCGGCCGCCUUCAGUAAGAACAUGCCUUCAAAGACUCUGACUCCAGAAUGUGAAAACCAGAAAGACCCCACGGUGAAUACCGUUGUUGUUUACGAUUGUGACGUGUGCUCGUUCGCAAGCCCCAACAUGCAUUCUGUCUUGGUUCAUUAUCAGAAGAAACACCCCGAAGAAAAGGCUUCCUACUUUAGGAUCCAGAAAACCAUGCGAAUGGUGUCUGUGGACAGGGGCGAUGGUCUUUCUCAAUUAUCAUUUGAGGUGGGUGCUCCAAUGUCUCCCAAAAUGUCCAACAUGGGUUCCCCACCCCCCCCACAACCCCCGCCACCAGACCUCAGCACUGAGCUUUACUACUGCAAACACUGCUCCUACAGCAAUCGGUCAGUUGUGGGAGUGCUUGUCCACUACCAGAAAAGACACCCAGAAAUAAAGGUUACUGCCAAAUAUAUCAGACAGGCUCCUCCCACAGCUGCCGUGAUGAGAGGUGCCGAGGGGCCGCAGGGCUCCCCCCGGCCACCUGCCCCCAUGCAGCAGCUGAAUCGAAGCAGCUCUGAGAGAGACGGCCUCCCUGUGGAGAAUGAGAUGUUCUUUUGUCAGCACUGUGAUUAUGGGAACCGGACGGUCAAAGGUGUGCUCAUUCAUUAUCAGAAGAAACACCGCGACUUUAAGGCCAACGCGGACGUGAUCCGCCAGCACACGGCCACCAUCCGAAGCCUCUGUGACCGUAACCAGAAAAAGCUGGCCAGUUGCAUGCUCGUCCCCUCCUCUAGUGCGGAGCGGGACAAAGCCACGCUGCGUGCUCUCAAGUGCAGGCAGUGUUCCUAUACCUCCCCCUAUUUCUAUGCACUGAGAAAACAUAUCAAGAAAGACCACCCUGCCCUGAAGGCCACGGUCACGUCCAUCAUGCGGUGGGCGUUUCUAGACGGCUUGAUAGAAGCCGGCUACCACUGUGAGUGGUGCAUCUAUUCCCACGUGGAGCCCAGUGGUCUGCUCCUGCAUUACCAAAGGAGGCAUCCAGAGCAUUAUGUCGAUUACACCUACAUGGCCACCAAACUCUGGGCUGGGCCAGACCCUUCCCCUCCCUCCCUCAUGAUGCCCGCUGAAGCCAAAACCUACAGAUGCAGAGACUGCGUUUUUGAAGCGGUCUCCAUUUGGGACAUCAGCAAUCAUUACCAGGCCUUCCACCCCUGGGCCAUGAAUGGCGAUGAGUCAGUGCUGUUGGACAUCAUCAAGGAGAAGGAUAUCCUGGAGAAUCCCCUCCCGUCGGCCGAGGAGCUGGUGGGCCCCCCCAUGAACUGUGAGAACAGCUUGCCCGUCCCCCUCCCCGAGCCGGAAGCCGAAUGCCCAGAGGAUGCCCGGCUGUCCCCAGAGAAAGGCCUCCAGCUCGCCUCCAGCAACCCCGCCAUCUCCUCCACCCCCUACAAGUGUACGGUCUGCCAGUCCGAGUACAACAACUUGCACGGCCUUCUCACCCACUACGGCAAGAAGCACCCUGGCAUGAAAGUGAAGGCCGCCGACUUUGCCCAGGACGUCGACAUCAACCCGGGCGCCGUCUACAAGUGCCGGCACUGCCCCUACAUCAACACGCGCAUCCACGGGGUGCUGACCCACUACCAGAAGCGACACCCGUCCGUCAAGGUGACCGCCGAGGACUUCGUGCACGACGUGGAACAGUCCGCCGACCUCGUCCAGAACGACGCAGAGGAGACGAGCAGGGUCUUCAAGCAAGGCUACGGCGCCUACCGCUGCAAGCUGUGCCCCUACACCCACGGCACCCUGGAGAAACUCAAAAUCCACUACGAGAAGUACCACAACCAGCCGGAGUUCGACGUGUUUUCGCAGUCGCCCCCGAAGCUGCCCGUGUCCCUCGAGCCCGAGAUGACCACCGAAGCAAGCCCCUCCCAGGUCUCCAUGACCGAGGAGGAGGUGGGCGAGGAGCCCGUGUCCACGUCGCACUUCUCUACCUCGCACCUGGUGUCCCACACGGUGUUCCGCUGCCAGCUCUGCAAGUACUUCUGCUCGACGAGGAAGGGCAUCGCCAGGCACUACCGCAUCAAGCACAACAACGUCCGGGCCCAGCCCGAGGGCAAGAACAACCUCUUCAAGUGCGCCCUGUGCUCCUACACCAACCCCAUCCGCAAGGGCCUGGCGGCCCACUACCAGAAGCGCCACGACAUCGACGCCUACUACACCCACUGCCUGGCGGCCUCCAGGACCAUCAGCGACAAGCCCAACAAGGUGAUCAUCCCGUCGCCGCCCAAAGACAACUCUCCCCAGCUGAGCGAGGAGCUCCGGCGGGCCGUGGAGAAGAAGAAGUGCUCCCUGUGUUCCUUCCAGUCGUUCAGUAAGAAGGGCAUCGUGUCUCACUACAUGAAGCGCCACCCCGGGGUGUUCCCCAAGAAGCAGCAUGCCAGCAAGCUAGGGGGGUACUUCACGGCCAUCUAUGCGGACGAACACGAGAAGCCUCCCAUCCUGAUGGAAGAGGAGGAGAGGGGCGACUUCGAGAAGGCCGAGGUGGAGGGCGAGGCCCCGGAGAUCGAGUGGCUUCCUUUCCGCUGCAUCAAGUGCUUCAAGCUCUCCUUCAGCACGGCCCAGCUGCUCUGCAUGCAUUACACGGACCACCACAGCCGGGACCUCAAGAGGGACUUUGUCAUCCUGGGCCCCGGUCCCCGCCCGCAGAACUCCGCCUUCCAGUGUAAGCACUGUGACAGCAAGGUGCAGGGCACGGCCGAGCUGACCUCCCACCUGAACAUUCACAAUGACGACUUCCAGAAGCGCGCCAAACGUCAGGAGAGGAGGAAACAGCUUUUGAGCAAGCAGAAAUAUGCAGAUGGUGCUUUUGCAGAUUUCAAACAAGAGAGGCCUUUUGGCCACUUAGAAGAGGUGCCAAAGAUCAAGGAGAGGAAGGUGGUGGGCUACAAGUGUAAAUUCUGUGUGGAAGUGCACCCAACGCUCCGAGCCAUCUGCAAUCACCUGCGGAAACACGUCCAGUACGGCAACGUCCCUGCUGUGUCUGCUGCUGUGAAGGGGCUGCGUUCUCAUGAGAGGAGUCAUCUGGCCCUGGCCAUGUUUGCCCGUGAGGACAAGUACAGCUGCCAGUACUGCUCUUUUGUUUCUGCUUUCAGACACAACUUGGAUCGUCAUAUGCAGACUCACCAUGGACACCACAAACCUUUCCGAUGCAAGCUCUGCUCCUUCAAGUCCUCUUAUAACAGCCGGCUGAAAACACACAUACUCAAAGCUCAUACUGGUGAACAUGCCUACAAGUGUUCUCGGUGCUCCUUUUCCACCAUGACAAUCAGCCAGUUGAAGGAACACUCCCUCAAGGUCCACGGGAAAGCCCUGACCCUCCCCAGGCCACGGAUUGUCAGCCUUCUCUCUUCGCAUGCUCACCACUCCCCCCAGAAAUCCACUCCGACUGAAGAAGUGGAAGACUCCAAUGACUCCUCCUACUCAGAGCCUCCGGAUGUUCAGCAGCAGUUGAACCACUAUCAGUCCGCCGCCCUGGCAAGGAACAACAGCCAGCUUAGCCCCGUGCCUCUCUCUGGAGCCUCCGGGGGCACAGAGCAGAAAACCGAAGCUGUUCUGCACUGCGAAUUCUGUGAAUUCUCCUCUGGCUACAUCCAGAGUAUCAGACGCCACUACAGGGACAAGCAUGGUGGGAAGAAGCUCUUCAAGUGCAAAGACUGCUCCUUUUACACAGGUUUUAAAUCUGCUUUUACUAUGCACGUGGAAGCGGGACAUUCCGCAGUGCCCGAGGAGGGUCCCAAAGAUCUCCGCUGUCCCCUCUGCCUCUAUCACACCAAAUACAAACGCAACAUGAUCGACCACAUCGUGCUACACCGAGAAGAGCGAGUUGUCCCCAUUGAAGUGUGCCGUUCCAAACUGUCAAAAUACUUGCAGGGAGUAGUCUUCCGCUGUGAUAAGUGUACCUUCACCUGCUCCAGUGACGAGAGCCUUCAGCAACACAUAGAAAAGCACAAUGAACUCAAACCGUACAAGUGCCAGCUCUGCUACUAUGAGACCAAGCACACGGAGGAACUGGACAGCCACCUUCGAGAUGAGCAUAAGGUAAGCCGCAACUUUGAGCUGGUUGGACGGGUUAACUUGGAUCAGUUGGAACAGAUGAAGGAAAAGAUGGAGAGCUACAGCAGUGAUGAUGAGGACAAGGAAGAAGAAAUGAACAGCAAGGCUGAUGAAAGAGAUCUGAUGGGAUUUCCUGAGUGUGGGCCUCCUGUGAACAUGGAGAAGCGUUUCCCAUGUGAAUUUUGCGGGCGGGCAUUCUCACAGGGCUCUGAGUGGGAACGGCACGUGCUGAGACAUGGCGUGGCGUUGAAUGACACCAAGCAGCUGAGCAGAGAAGAAAUACACUUCAGAGAAAGCAUAGAGGACAGUCUGAAGAUGCCCUCUAUAGAGGAAAAGGAAGAUGACGAGGCAAUUGGAAUAGACUUUUCCCUAAAGAGUGAAACAGUAGCAAUCUGUGUAGUCGCUGCUGACGAAUCUCUCCUGGAGAACGUAGAGGCCAAAAAAGAAUAAGCGUCGGGUGAAAUUCUGAAUCAAACCUUACUUGAACCACGAUGAAUAAAUGGGAGGCCAGCUUGUGCUGAGAACGGGGGGUGGGCAGGAAAGAGAAAAACCGAAAAAGCUGCUUCAUAGGACUGAACAUUCUAUUUUCAAAGCACUGGUACCUGUGUGAGUGAGUAUGUAAAUUAAAGUUAUUUAAAUGGCUGGACUAUGGUGGCUCUAUUUCCAUCACUACCAUCUUUUCUUCCGGAUCUUCAUGGCGGAAGCUUUGUUUAUUGCGGAACGUGGAAGCACCUCCCACACACAGGGGUCUGCUCUGUGGUGGUCUUGGACUGGAUGUGGAAACGGGAGCUCUGUGACCGGAGAAGACUUCUCUUAGGGGAACAACUUUUUGACGCACAACUUCGGGUGCGUUUUUCUAGUUUUAAUACCUUAAGCUUUUUCAAGACCUAACUGCAGCCGCUUUGGGAAAAAACAAAAAAAAAACAAAAAACAAAAACAACUGCUUUGCAUAAGACAGUCACCUGUUUCCUAGUACCUCAAACUUAACCAAGGGAAUUCUCUGCAUUUGUCAGUACUACCUGUCUUCGUCAUUGUGGUUAAAUGUAGAGAGAACUGCUGGGCAAGAUGGUGAAUGGAGAAAAAGAAAAAAAAAAGAGUUUUAAAGAAAGGAACACAAAUUGUGCUUAAAAUCCCCACGUGGGCUUUAUUUCUUAAAAUACUGUGAUUUUUUUAAUUAUUUUAGUAAAAAACAAAACAAAAAAAAAGAAACAGACUUUAAUUAUUAGAUAACUGUUUGUGAAUUGUCAUUCCUUACUCCAGGUAAGCUGUUUAUCAGUGUUCAGCUUUCAUUUUAGAAUUCGGUAGAUUUGUGUGAGCUAAUAAUUUCAAGGUGACUGUGGAGUUUUGUUUGCCACACAUUGAUUUUCUAUCAGUUUGAGUGUUACAGACACAGCACAAUUCAGUUUUUUCAUAUUAAUUGUGUGUGAGUGUGUGUGUGUGUGUGUGUGUGUGUGUGUGUGUUUAUUGUUGUUGUUGUCUUAAUUUGGGGGCUGGGAAGAUUUAGUUUUUUGGAUAGGAAUGUUUUUAUUUUAAACAUGGAAAUAACAAAGAGGUUAACUGUUUUUUCUUUUCUUUCUUUCUUUUUUUUUUUUACUUAACUAAAGAACCAAACUUUUUGACACAGCUACGCAGCUUGUGGACCAGAUGAGGAAGUCCUCUUCAUCCUUUUGUUACUUGUCAAAUUGACACAUUAUUUGUCUCACACAAACAAUUUCUGUUAGGAUGGACUGGCACACGCAAGUGUGUGUUGUGUGUGUGUGUAUCAAGUCUGUCUUUUGUUUUUGUUUGCAUUGUGUUGGGGGGGGCAUGUUAACUCAUUUAUCUGGAGGGACAAAAGGGUGUGUUAAAGUCCCAUCCCUUCGGUGAGAGUGGACAUGAAAUACAUUCUACAAGGAGCCUAGAGAAUUUUUUUUAACCUAACUCCCAGCUGCUGUUUCCCCAUAUUAGUUUGUCCAGGAGAAAACAGCUCAGACAAAAUUAAGCCUACAUUUAUAAUAUGUUCUCAUCGUGAACAUAAGGUUUCGUUCCAAAAAGUAAGGGGGAAAAACAAAAAUACAAACAAACAAACAAAACACCUUUCCUUGAAGCCUAGGUUCUAGAAGGUUCAAUGCGUGGAAGUACGUGUGUGAGUGUGUAUGUGUGGGUCCUUUGGUUUUCUUUUUUUUUUUUUUAACUUGGAGGGUUUGGGGGAGGGGGGGAGCGAGGGAGAGGGAGUUGAUGAGAUGAGGGUGUCCCACACAGCUCCAGAUUAAAUCCACUCGAAGAUACUGCAUUUGUGGAAUAAGUGCUUACUUGAAAAGCAUGUUCUUUUAUUUUCAUGCUGUUAAUUUUUUUUUUGUAGAUGUUUGUUUUAAUUUAAUUUUUCCUUUAGGAAUGGAGUCCAUCACAUGGAAACCAGGAAAUGGGGAGUGUGUGAACUGUCUAAACAGUGACUCAACUUUUGCGUCCAUAUUUAUUUUCAAUUGGCCUCAUUUCAAAUGUAUUAAACAGUUCCAUACCUGGAUUGGGUGUUCAUAAUGGUUACCAAAAAAAAAACAAAAGAAAAGAAAAAAAAAAGGAAAAAAAAGAAAAUAAUUGUGACAUGCUUUUAUCACUACUUUAUUUUUCAAAUAACAUGUAAAUAUUGUAAUCCAUUGGAUUUUGUUUUGCUAACCUGUUAAUAAAAACAUGGGACCAUUAUCCUUUUAACAAAGCUAGAAUGUCAUUUCUUUUUUCAAACAUACCUGAUAUUUUGUGACCGCACAUUUUUGGAUGCAUUAUUAUAAUUUUGUUGACUGUAAUGACAUAGAAUUUACAACUUUUUGUUGUUGUUGUUUAAUUUAUACAGAGGACUUUUUUUUUCAGAGCUUGAAAGAAGAAAAUAAAUAGCAAAAUGAUAACCUAUUGACUCCAAUAAUCAGUUUCUCCCAAUACUUGAUAAGAUGGGGAGAAUCUGAGUUCUUGAAGCCAACGGUAAAAAAAAAAAAAAAAAAAAACACAAAACAAAAAUCACACUAGUAGGUUAUUCAAGUUGUUUGCAACAUACAUUUUGUAAUGAAAUGUGAGAAAUUAAUAAAGAAUUUUUUCACGUG